Fundulus heteroclitus (mummichog) is the source of this 1096-nucleotide messenger RNA. RefSeq names its product outer dense fiber of sperm tails 3B (gene cimap1b). The transcript has 7 exons. The coding region runs from base 157 to 930 and encodes 257 amino acids. NCBI's taxonomy places the organism in Eukaryota, Metazoa, Chordata, Actinopteri, Cyprinodontiformes, Fundulidae. Gene Ontology annotation, cellular component: cytoskeleton. The record is from RefSeq and is a predicted model, not a curated record.
AGAGUCAUUUCCAUGACAAUGUUGUCAUAGUAACAAUGUGGGGCUUUGAACAAUCUGUGUUUGGGUUGACUGGACUGUCUGAGUUGUGAGGACCGGAGUAGGAAGCGUACCCUGGCAGCUGGACGACGAAACUUAUGAGUCCAUUCACUCAAAACAAUGACAAGUGAUGAGCUUUGUGUUGGACCUUGGAGGCCCCACAGACCACGGAGACCUAUUGCUGCUCUCUACGGGAGCCCGGGGCCCAAAUAUGCCCUUCCUGGGCUCAUAGGUGCUUUUCAACAUGACCCUACCAAAUAUAAAGCCCCAAUGUUCUCCUUUGGUGCUCGGCAUGAGGAAGCUAACACAAGCUGCUCUCCUGGACCAACAUAUCUAAUCCCCUCGAACAUGACCAGGAUGGGCAGAAGUGUAACGCCUGCAUUUUCUCUUCUUGGUCGACCUAAGCAGCUACAACUGUCCCAAGUACCUGGACCAGGCCAAUAUUCUCCAGAGCGUUCUGGAAAGAUGACCAUCCGUUCAGCUCCUGCUUAUUCUCUAUUUGGGAGAAGAAGAGAUCGGAGCACUGCCCAUACGCCAGGUCCAGCCACCUACACUCUGCCACCCAUGCUGGGCCAUAAAACUGUAGUUGCACCCUCAGCACCCAACUACACACUUCAGGGCCGCAGUAAAACUGCAAGCUUCCAUGAAGACCGUAACAAGACUCCGGGUCCCGCGGCCUAUAACGUUGUUGACCCCUAUAUUUAUAGGCAGAAACCUCCACAAUACAGCAUAAAGGGCCGCAACUUUGCUCCUGAAGAAAACACAAAGACACCAGGCCCAGGAGCACACUAUCCUGAGAGGGUCACCUUUACAAAAGCAAAAGCUCCCAGUUUCACCUUUGGACUGCGUCAUUCACAAUACCUCGCUCCCCUUAUUGUAAACCAAGAGGAAUAAAGGCAGAAAUCUAGCUGUUAAAAGAAACAGAAACCUUAAUGAUUAUUGGGAUAUUUUAUUAUAGUUGGCCCUCCAUGCUGUUUGUGCUUUAAAAAUCUUAAAUAUUUUUUUAUGUGGAAAAGUUAUAUUAAUAUGGGGAAGUUGUAUUAAAAUAUCAGAACAGCUA